Messenger RNA from Symbiodinium sp. CCMP2592, 1578 nucleotides. The record is from the annotation of a GenBank genome assembly. Lineage: Eukaryota; Dinophyceae; Suessiales; Symbiodiniaceae.
AUGUCCAAGAAAGCAGGCACUCCUGCUUACGCGCCGGUCUACGUGGAGAGCAAGCUCUUAAAGCUUGACGACGUGUCGGUCGCCCAUGAUUCCGGCCAUCGGGACGUCGAUGAGGAUCGUGUCCUGGAGUUGUAUGAGAAGGUGAUUUUGGCCGGUCGUUGGGGCCAGGCUUCGUUGUCCCGACCGAAGCUGAGGUAUGAUCCUGCUGGUCGUCCUAUGGCCGCAUCUGAUGGCCGGUCGAAGCUGGCAGAUGGCAAGCACUGUAUCGCAGCGUUGAAGAAAGCUGCUGAGACGGUCGCUCAGUCCGAUGAUGCAACGCAGCUCGAGUGGUACACAGGUGAGAUCAAGGACAUUCUGACGGUCGGAAUGCGUUUUGAUUGCAUCAAAUUCUUGGAUGAUGAUGAGGCGGCGGUCAAGCUCUUCUACACCAUGGCCCAUGAGCAGGAGGCCAACAAGUUGCGGACGACGUCGGUCGAGCACAAGAUCAAACUUGUGCGUGCUUAUGUCGCCAAAGACGCCGAGAACGCCAUGGUGGAAAUUUUGGGCAAGUCACGCCGGUCAACAAUCCACAACUGGUGCAAAGCGACUGCAGUGUUAAAAGAGCCGGUCCUGAUCAAGCUGAAGGAGAAGCCCGACCUGCCACAGGGACUUGUUUUCACGAACAAGUACUUCGUCGGUCAAGGAGAAGAGACACGCUUCCUCCUGGAACCCGAGCAGCAGAUUGCUGCUCUGCAGCUUUUCUAUGACUUCUGUGACGGUCGCGGGACGGUCUCUUCCAUACCGACCUUCAUGUCUGACUUUUGUGCCCCAAUGUUGAAGGCACAGUUGUGGUGUCAGUUGGUCAUGAAGAAGUACUCGUCGGUCGUGAGCCGCCUACCAGCGUAUGACCGCUGUCAGAAGAUGCUGUGGAGUGAGCGUGGACGGACGUGCAUGCGUCUUGGCGUCGGUCUGUCUGGUGACCCGAAGAUCGAGGGCAGUGGCAUCCCUGAGUGUGUGUCGGUCCUCCAAGGGUUGAAGAAUCUGGCCGCUGGUCGUGCAGUGGAUGAAGCCGAAAGUGCUGUGGAUGCGGCCAAAGCAACGGUCACAGAGCACAAGCUGGUCGUUGAGGGGGGAGACGACGAGUCUGGGAUCUUGGCUGACGACAGCACGAUGGAGGCCCCACUGGUGGAGAAGGAUCCUGUUCUUGAAAAAGCUGAGGAGCUCGGCUUGUCGGUCCGCUCCAACAUUCAUCUGUUUCAUGACAUGAAGACCUUUGGUGAUGGCUUCGUCGGUCUAUGCCGGGCGACGACCCGUGGCGGCAUUUACAUCGAUGAGGCCACGUCGAAGGCCAAGAUCAUUUUGGGGGACAUGGCAGAGUUGUGGAAGGUCGUCACGUCGGUCGUAGAUCGGCAAUACGUGUCCAUGGGCAUCUUCUGUGGAAAGCGCCACGACUUAGUGACGUUGGUCGUGAACCUUGGAUGGCACAGAGUUCUUUCUAGACUUGUCGGUCGACUGCUGUGCUCAGCUUUGCUUCGGCUCAAGUCCAAAACGGCCGGUCGACCUUCAUGGGUCGAAUCAGUAACAAAAGCCUCGGGCUGA